This is a messenger RNA of Exophiala spinifera, 1377 nucleotides long. RefSeq lists its product as uncharacterized. The coding region runs from base 1 to 1377 and encodes 458 amino acids. The record is from RefSeq and is a predicted model, not a curated record. The transcript has a single exon. Gene Ontology annotation, cellular component: pyruvate dehydrogenase complex. Gene Ontology annotation, molecular function: dihydrolipoyllysine-residue acetyltransferase activity. NCBI's taxonomy places the organism in Eukaryota, Fungi, Ascomycota, Eurotiomycetes, Chaetothyriales, Herpotrichiellaceae. Gene Ontology annotation, biological process: pyruvate decarboxylation to acetyl-CoA.
AUGGCGGGCAGACAGUCGGUAAGACUGCUCGCACGGCAGCUUGCGACGCAGCGCUCUCACGCCCAACAUCAAAUCCGCCGACCCUUCUCUAAUACCUCGUGCUACCUUGAAGCGCACAAUUUCACGAUGCCGGCCAUGUCUCCGACCAUGACAGAGGGCAAUAUCUCCAGCUGGAAAGUCAAAGAAGGAGACUCCUUCUCGGCAGGCGAUAUCCUGCUGGAGAUCGAGACGGACAAAGCUACAAUGGACGUCGAGGCGCAGGAAGACGGAGUGAUGGCCAAGAUCUUCGCCGAGGAAGGGUCCAAGGCAGUCAAAGUCGGCACGAGAAUAGCAGUGCUCGGUGACGCCGGCGACGAUGUCUCGAGCCUCGAAAUCCCGGCCGACGACUCGAAACCUACCGAGUCACCGGCGGACAAUGUUCAGGGAGACAAGGAAGACGGAAACAAGUACGAGUCUUCUGGCGUUGAGAAAGAAAUCCCAGGCACACCCGAAAACAAGAGACCGGCGAAAGACAAGCCCAAGACGAGUCCGAGUGGCCCUGGCCAGAACCCCAAAUACCCUCUCUACCCCUCCGUGAUAGCUCUUAUUCACGAAAAGCACAUCCCAGACGAGGAAGUCCUCAAGAUCACAGCCACCGGACCCAACGGCCGUCUCCUAAAGGGUGACGUGCUCGCCUACCUGGGCACUAUCGAGUCCGACUACCCGUCCAAGCAGUCGAAGCGCAUCCAACACCUCGAACAUCUUGACCUGAGCAAUAUCAAACUGCUCCCUACGCCGACGAAACCUGCGGGGACAGCGCCGACGACGGAAUCAGCUACCGCCCCCGUACCAGAGGCGCCCAAGGUGACCAGCAUCACCAUCACCAUCUCCCUGGCCGAAGUGCUCAAGGUGCAGAAACGAAUCCAAGACACCCUGGGCACGACCAUACCUCUGUCAACCUUCCUCGCCCGCGCCGUCGACCUCGCCAACGACGACCUGCCCAACCCCAGGGGCACAAAACCUUCGGCGAACGACCUCUUCAACGCCGUGUUGGGUCUGGACACCAUCCCCACAACAUCGCGCGGCACGUAUCUGCCUCAGAUCGAUGCGUUCGCGACGACCUCGUCCCCCUCGUCCUCCUCGGCGGUGCGCAGAGCCAGUCCCGCGAAGCAGCAUGAUAUCAUUGACAUUCUCUCGGGCAAGGUUAUCCCUAAGCGCGCAGCACCACCGCGAUCAUCUACUGCUGCUGCGGCAGCAAGCCGAGGUCUAUCGACGGCCGACGGCGCCCUCAACACAUUUAGCCUGACCGUGCCCGCAGGCGAAGAGAAGCGAGCGAGGACGUUCCUCGAGCGAGUCAAGACCGUGUUGCAAGUCGAGCCGGGAAGGUUGAUUCUCUAG